This is a messenger RNA of Psilocybe cubensis, 960 nucleotides long. RefSeq lists its product as uncharacterized. Gene Ontology annotation, molecular function: oxidoreductase activity; zinc ion binding. The record is from RefSeq and is a predicted model, not a curated record. The transcript is spliced from 9 exons. The coding region runs from base 1 to 960 and encodes 319 amino acids. NCBI's taxonomy places the organism in Eukaryota, Fungi, Basidiomycota, Agaricomycetes, Agaricales, Agrocybaceae.
AUGGCGACUAUGGAUGCCCUCAUUUUGUCGAGCCCCGAAAAGCCCAGACAACUCGAGAUAGUAACUGUCCCAAUUCCUGAGAUCAAGGAAGACCAGGUCCUUAUCAAAGGACACGAAAUCGUCGGCGUUAUUUCGCAAAUCGGGGCUGCCGUUCACGGAUUUUCAGUCGGCGAUCGCUGCGUCGCGGAUAACACAAUACUUUGCGAAGCCUGCUUUUACUGUCGCCGCGGACAACAUGUUCUAUGCGAAAACUUCGAGAGUCUCGGCGUUACAAUGGCGGGGGGCUUCGCAGGAUAUGUAGCCAUACAGAGCAAGAAAGUAUAUAAGAUCAAGAAUCUUACAGAUGAAGAAGCAACCCUAGUGGAACCUGCUUCUUGUGCCAUACACGGCUUGGACAAGCUUAACCCUGCUGUAGGAGUAGAAGCCUUGAUUUUCGGUGCUGGUCCUACUGGUAUCAUUCUUGCCCAGCUCUUAAAGCUAAACGGUGCUUCAAAGGUUGUUAUUGCCGCCAAUAAAGGCAUCAAAACCCAAAUCGCACGCCAGCUUGAGGCCGGUGAUGAGUAUAUCGAGCUCGACCGCAAUGAUCCAAGUUCUCAAUGGAACAGAAUGAAAGAAGAGUAUAAACAUGGUUUCGAUGUCGUCAUCGAAGCGACGGGUUCGGAAAUGGUGGCCAAUCGUGCACUCGACUUUGUACGCAGAGGAGGCUCCCUCAUGGUGUACGGUGUUUACUCAAACAGCGACCUUGUCCACUGGUCACCGGCUAAGAUAUUCCAAGACGAGAUAAAAAUCAUUGGUUCCUUUGCCCAAACACAUUGCUUCCCUCGGGCCGUCGCAUACUUGGACAGUGGCAAAAUCAAGGUUAAAGGAAUGGUUACGGACGUUUUUUCGAUCAAAGACUUUGAUAAGGCGCUUGAGAAAAUGAAGAGCAAGUCUGCCUGCAAAGUCGCAUUGAAGCCGUGA